AUGAGUACAGAUGAACCUUCAUCAACAACAAACAAUUUGAAUAAUUUACGAACUGCUGUUCGUGAUACGACAAGUGUCCUACAUACAACCGUUGAUAAAUUAGUUCAACGCGGUGAUCAUUUAGAGAAUUUAGAUAAACGUGCCGAAACUUUUUCCCAAUCAGCCUAUCAAUUUCAUGGACGUGCUAGACAAAUUCGUCAACGAAUGAGAUGGGAAAAUUAUAAAAUAACAAUUAUAAUUGUAUGCGUUGUUGCUGUAAUUAUCACAGUUAUUAUAAUAUUAAGUGUACAACCGUGGAAAAAAAAGUGA
Molecule: messenger RNA, 309 nt
Organism: Didymodactylos carnosus
Lineage: Eukaryota; Metazoa; Rotifera; Eurotatoria; Philodinida; Philodinidae
Source: the annotation of a GenBank genome assembly